Messenger RNA from Melampsora larici-populina 98AG31, 405 nucleotides. RefSeq lists its product as uncharacterized. Lineage: Eukaryota; Fungi; Basidiomycota; Pucciniomycetes; Pucciniales; Melampsoraceae. The coding region runs from base 1 to 405 and encodes 134 amino acids. The record is from RefSeq and is a predicted model, not a curated record. The transcript has 5 exons.
AUGCACCAUCUUUUCUUCAAUAUUACCUUUCUGAUCUUUUCCCUUUGGAUUCAUGGCCUGGAAGGCGAUGCUACAGUCUGGGCGUGCAAUGGAGGAUAUUCAAUAGACGAAAAUGGUCAUGGAAUAUGCAAGAUGCAAGGUCAAUUCAACAGGAAGUAUCAAUGCCCACCUAACACUUGCUUAACUGAUGAUAAUCAACCAUGGGUGCCAAUGAGUGGCUGCGUACUCAAACAUUCUCCAAUCAAAGGCCAAAGUAACCAACAAUGUGCAACAUAUGAUUACAAUGAGCCAACCGUUGAUUACACCUGUACCAACUCUGGACAAAAAACGUAUGUAUGCGCUGGAACUCUUGCUACUGUGCGACCCAUCAUAUGUAAAUCUUGCAUCCGGAUACUGUGGUCAUGA